AUGGCGGUUCCUGUAGAGGAAGCAAUCGCAGCCCUUUCCACAUUCUCGUUAGAGGAUGAGCAACCAGAAGUCCAAGGACCGGCUGUGAUGGUUUCAGCCGAAAGAGCAGCAACCGAUAGUCCCAUCGAGUAUAGUGAUGUUGCGGCAUACCGGCUGUCUCUAUCAGAAGACACAAAAGCUCUUAACCAGCUGAAUACGCUUAUACAAGAAGGAAAAGAGAUGGCGUCAAUUCUAUACACGUAUAGAAGUUGCGUCAAAGCUCUGCCUCAGCUUCCCGAUUCUAUGAAGCAUAGUCAAGCAGAUCUGUAUCUAGAAACAUAUCAAGUUUUGGACUUAGAAAUGAGUCGUUUGCGGGAAAUUCAGAGAUGGCAAACGUCCGCUUCAGCUAAAUUAGCUGCUGAUAUGCAGCGGUUUUCCAGACCUGAACGGCGGAUCAAUGGCCCCACAGUUACGCAUCUCUGGUCAAUGCUAAAGUUGCUUGAUGUCUUGGUUCAGCUUGAUCAUCUGAAAAAUGCUAAAGCUAGCAUUCCUAAUGAUUUCUCUUGGUAUAAAAGAACAUUCACUCAAGUCAGUGCCCAGUGGCAAGAUACGGAUACAAUGAGAGAAGAAUUAGAUGACUUGCAGAUUUUCCUGAGCACAAGAUGGGCUAUUUUGCUCAACUUGCAUGUUGAGAUGUUUCGUGUGAACAACGUGGAAGACAUUCUCCAAGUUCUCAUAGUCUUCAUCGUUGAGUCUCUGGAACUGGAUUUCGCGCUCCUUUUUCCUGAGCGGUAUAUUCUUCUCCGGGUCUUGCCCGUUCUUGUUGUCUUAGCAACACCGUCUGAGAAAGAUACCGAGGCUUUAUACAAGAGGGUAAAGCUCAACAGACUGAUCAACAUCUUCAAGAAUGAUCCUGUCAUUCCUGCGUUUCCAGAUCUCCAUCUUUCUCCUGCUGCAAUUUUGAAAGAACUGUCUGUAUACUUUCAAAAGUUUUCGUCGCAGACUCGCCUUCUGACUCUUCCAGCACCUCAUGAGCUCCCUCCACGUGAAGCUCUGGAAUAUCCUUUGAUAUGUAGGCACUAUUUGAUAGUUAACCACAUUGGAGCCCUCCGUGCUGAGCACGACGAUUUCACAAUCCGAUUUGCUUCAUCCAUGAAUCAGUUAUUGCUCUUGAAGUCAAAUGAUGGAGCAUAUACUGAAUGGUGCAGAGAGGUCAAAGGGAACAUGUACGAUAUGGUUGUUGAAGGUUUCCAACUGUUAAGCAGAUGGACUGCUCGCAUUUGGGAGCAAUGUGCUUGGAAAUUCUCUCGCCCGUGUAAGGAUGCAACAGAGACACAAGAAGCCUCCGGAUCGUAUUCUGAUUACGAGAAGGUGGUGAGGUACAAUUAUACUGCAGAAGAAAGGAAAGCCUUGGUAGAACUUGUUGGCUAUAUAAAGAGUGUAGGAUCGAUGCUGCAGCGGUGCGACACAUUAGUUGCAGAUGCUUUGUGGGAGACAAUACAUGCUGAAGUUCAAGAUUUUGUACAAAACACAUUAGCUACAAUGCUGCGUACCACCUUCCGAAAGAAGAAAGAUCUCUCGAGGAUUCUUUCAGAUAUGCGGACACUUUCAGCUGACUGGAUGGCAAAUACCAGGCCCGAACAUGAGAUGCCAUCUUCACAACAUGGAGGUGAUGAGAGCAAAGGGAACUUCUUUUAUCCGAGGCCAGUUGCCCCAACAGCAGCACAGGUGCAUUGCUUGCAGUUUUUGAUAUAUGAGGUUGUCUCUGGUGGGAAUCUGAGGAGGCCAGGGGGAUUCUUUGGAAAUAAUGGCUCUGAGAUUCCUGUUAAUGACUUAAAGCAAUUGGAGACUUUCUUUUACAAACUCAGCUUUUUCCUGCAUAUAUUGGAUUAUUCUGCAAGUAUUGGAAUAUUGACUGAUCUCGGGUUCGUGUGGUUUAGAGAAUUUUACCUGGAGUCUUCACGUGUUAUUCAGUUCCCGAUUGAAUGUUCACUACCAUGGAUGUUGAUAGACUACAUUCUUGAAGCCCAGAAUUCAGGCCUUCUUGAGAGUGUUCUGCUGCCUUUUGAUAUUUAUAAUGAUUCAGCUCAACAAGCUCUGGUUGUUCUGCGGCAGAGAUUCCUCUAUGAUGAAAUUGAGGCUGAGGUGGACCAUGGUUUUGAUAUAUUUGUUUCAAGACUCUCCGAGUCUAUAUUCACAUACUACAAGAGUUGGUCCGCAAGUGAGCUUCUUGAUCCAUCAUUUCUUUUUGCCUUGGACAAUGGUGAAAAGUUCUCCAUCCCGCCUGUGAGGUUUACUGCGUUAUUUAAGAUGACAAAAGUGAAGCUACUUGGGAGAACAAUUAAUCUAAGAAGCCUGAUCGCUCAAAGGAUGAACAAAAUCUUUAGAGAGAAUCUAGAGUUUCUCUUUGACCGUUUUGAGUCACAGGACCUAUGCGCUGUAGUGGAACUGGAGAAGCUUAUUGACAUCCUAAAGCACUCGCAUGAAUUGCUUUCACAAGACCUCUCCAUAGAUCCUUUCAGCAUAAUGUUGAAUGAAAUGCAAGAAAACAUUUCUCUCGUCUCAUUUUCCAGUCGACUCGCUACACAGAUUUGGUCAGAAAUGCAGAGUGACUUCCUACCAAACUUCAUUCUUUGCAAUACCACACAGCGGUUUGUUCGAUCAUCCAAAGUUCCUCCUACUCAGAAACCAUCAGUUCCUUCUGCUAAGCCUAGUUUCUACUGUGGCACUCAAGACUUAAAUGCAGCGCAUCAAAGUUUUGCACGAUUGCAUAGUGGAUUCUUCGGAACACCACAUUUAUUUUCAAUAGUGAAACUUCUUGGAUCCAGAUCAUUGCCUUGGCUUAUAAGAGCUUUGCUGGAUCACAUAUCGAAUAAGAUAACAACACUCGAGCCAAUGAUCUCUGGAUUGCAAGAAGCGUUGCCAAAGUCGAUUGGAUUGCUUUCUUUUGAUGGUGGUGUCACAGGUUGUAUGAGGCUUAUCAGAGAACAACUAAACUGGGGCACAAAGUCAGAACUCAAAACAGAAGUUUUACGAGGAAUAAAGGAAAUUGGAAGUGUGAUAUAUACAAUGGGACUUCUCGAUAUCGUAUUGAGAGAGGUAGACACAAAGCGUUUCAUGCAAACAGCUCCAUGGCUAGGAUUAGUUCCAGGCGCUGAAGGACAGAUAGUUAAUGCUCAAGACGGCGAAAGCCCUCUUGUCAAUCUCUUGAAAUCAGCAACUUCUGCGGUUGUGUCAGAACCUGGUUGUCUUAAUCCAGCAGCGUUCUACACCAUGUCCAAACAGGCAGAAGCUGCGGAUCUUUUGUAUAAGGCAAACAUGAACGGUGGAAGCGUUCUUGAAUACACACUUGCAUUCACAAGUGCGUCGCUCGACAAAUAUUGCAGUAAAUGGAGUGCUCCGCCGAAGACAGGCUUCAUCGACAUUACAACUUCAAAGGACUUCUACCGCAUUUACGGUGGUCUUCAGAUCGCAUAUCUGGAGGAGACAACAGUUCAACAACAAGCUCAGCAAGAAGUCCUCGGUGAUUCAAUAGCUUGGGGAGGUUGCACCAUCAUAUAUUUGCUCGGACAGCAACUUCACUUUGAGCUUUUUGAUUUCUCGUACCAAGUACUCAAUGUCUCUGAGGUUGAAACUGUGUCUGCUUCACAUACUCAUCGGAAUCCUCAAGUUCUGCAGGGAUGGGAAGGUUUGUUGGAAGGGAUGAAGAAAGCUCGAAGGCUGAACAACCAUGUCUUCUCCAUGCUUAAAGCUCGUUGUCCUCUUGAAGACAAAACGGCUUGUGCCAUCAAACAGAGCGGAGCACCGUUGCCACGUGUCAGGUUUGAGAAUACUGUGUCUGCGUUUGAGACUCUGCCACAAAAAGGGAGAGAGAUUUUAGGGUUUUUGGGUAUCUCGCGAGGUUUUACAGAGAUUUCCAAUACGGAUUCGAUGGCGACUCAAACGACUGUUUUGGCUGUGACGGAUGAUGUGGUGUUUCCGAUUAGCUCUGUUCUAACUCUAAUGAAAGAGCUCGGAAAGUUUGGAACUGAAAGUUGUGAUCCUCUGAUUAUAACUCAAGCAUCCACAAUAAACCAGUUUCCUUUGGAUUCAUCCUCGGUGGACGCAGUUUUAGCUGUUUCCAGAACAUCUGAUUUUCCCAGUGAUAAAAUCUAUGGUGAGCUUUCAAGAAUGUUGAAGCCAGGUGGCUCUGUUUUCGUGUGCACGAAUUUGGAGGGUGAAACUGGAGAACCGCAACAGAACCUUCAAAGGAGAGUGACGUUGGCUGGUUUUCUGGAGCCACAGUCUCUUGAUUUGAAAUCAGUUGUGUUAUCUAGGUUCAGCUUAUCCUUUGGGAUUAAGGCAAAGAAGCCUUCAUGGAAGAUUGGUUCAUCUUUUGCUCUCAAAAAGCCUGCAAAGGCUUUCUUGAAGGUUAAUCUAGACGAUGACUUGGAUCUUAUAGAUGAAGAUUCUCUUUUGACAGAGGAGGACUUGAAGAAGCCACAACUUCCUGUUGCCAGCGGUUGUGAGACCACUAAAAAAGCUUGCAAGAACUGCGUCUGUGGUAGAGCGGAAAUAGAGGAGAAAGCUGUGAAGCUGGGCCUGACAGAGGAUCAAAUCGAGAAUCCACAGUCAUCAUGUGGCAGUUGUGGACUCGGUGACGCCUUCCGCUGCGGUACAUGCCCUUACAAGGGUCUCCCAGCCUUCAAACUAGGCGAGAAGGUAUCCCUCUCAAAAAACUUCCUUGACGCUGACAUAUAA
Molecule: messenger RNA, 4719 nt
Organism: Microthlaspi erraticum
Lineage: Eukaryota; Viridiplantae; Streptophyta; Magnoliopsida; Brassicales; Brassicaceae
Source: the annotation of a GenBank genome assembly